AUGGAGAAGCUUUUCACGACAACAAACUGCUCUGCUGCCGAAAUGGUACCUAUUGGGACCUACUAUUUGAAGAAAGAGGCGGAUAAUUGGUGGGGUACGGUGAAGGAUGUGUGUAUGGCUACAGCUAGUUUUGGGUGGACCCAGUUCUCCGCCAAGCUAAAAGAGAGAUUCUACCCUGAUGAGUUGCGCUGGCAAAAACAUGAGGAGUUUCUAUCUCUGACUCAAGGGAAUAUGGAUAUCCAGAAGUACACCGACCGCUUCACAGAGCUGUCUAAAUUCGCUGGUACUGUUAUUCCCACCGAGGCUGAGAGGGUUAAGAGGUAUAUAAAGAAAAUGAAUCUGAGGGUAAGGACUCUGGUGCUGUGUUCGGGGGUUACCACUUUCCAAGCUGCUUAUAAGAUGGCCCUGAGUGUCCAUGCAUCACUGAGAGAGGAAGAAGCUGUUAAGGCCACAUCUGUAAGGAAGCCUUUUACGUCUGUUGCUCCUAGUCCGGCUAAGAAGCCGAGGUUUGAGUCAAGUUUCCGUGGUGGAUACCAAGGCUUCAGUUCUAGGCAUGGUUUUGAUCCGUCCAAGUGUCGGAGGUGUAAGAAGCCCAUGCAUCCGGGGAAGGAUUGUGUGGGUGCUGCCAUUAUUUGCUUCUAUUGUAGGGAAGCGGGUCACAAGAGUUAUGAGUGUCCCAAGAAUCCGAGGGCUACGGCUAAGCCCCCUGUUCCUCCUAGUCAUUCUGCUCCGUCAAAGAAUCGGGUUUACAGUAUGACUCAUUCCAACGCCGAUGUUCAUCCCGACGUCAUCUCUGGUACCUUUCUUGUUAAUUUUGUUCCUGCUUCUGUGUUGUUUGAUUCUGGUGCUUCCGUGUCUUGUGUGUCUAAUUCUUUUGCCAAGGAAGCUAAAUUGACUUCGAGUUCUCCUAUUCGAACUCUUAUUUCUCUACCUUCUGGUGAGAAUUACCCUUGUUUGGCUGAAUAUUGUGGAGUGCCUAUCUCUGUGUUGGGUAUUGAUCUUCCUGCCGAUCUCAAGGCUUUCUCCAUGGUCGAGUUUGAUGUUAUUUUGGGCAUGGACUGGUUGUUCAAGUAUCGUGCUUAG
Beta vulgaris subsp. vulgaris (sugar beet) is the source of this 1083-nucleotide messenger RNA. RefSeq lists its product as uncharacterized. Lineage: Eukaryota; Viridiplantae; Streptophyta; Magnoliopsida; Caryophyllales; Amaranthaceae. The transcript has a single exon. Gene Ontology annotation, molecular function: aspartic-type endopeptidase activity; zinc ion binding; nucleic acid binding. The record is from RefSeq and is a predicted model, not a curated record. Gene Ontology annotation, biological process: proteolysis. Bases 1 to 1083 code for a protein of 360 amino acids.